AUGGACUUUUUCUAUAGCUCGAUUGGAGCUUCAUCAGUUAUAGUUCUUCUCAUCGGGGCAUGGAGAUUCUUGAAUUGGGCUUGGAUCACACCAAAGAAGAUGGAGAAACGCCUCAGGCGGCAAGGUCUACAGGGAAACUCUUACGGGUUCUUGUUUGGAGACACCAGAGACAUGGGAAGGAUGCUUGAGGAGGCUAAGUCCAAACCAAUUUCUUUAACAGAUGAUAUCCUGCCUAGAAUCAUGCCCUUCAUCAAUGAAACAAUGCAACAUAAAGAACAGCUUUUGGUAGCAACCAUGAAAAAGGGCGAAGGAUCUUUGAACUCCAAAGAGAACAGGCUUUGUAUAUUGAGCAAGUUAUGCAAUCCAUUUGCCUUCCAGGGUGGAGAAAGAAACAAAAGAAUGCAGAAGAUUUUCAAGGAAGUAAACUCAUUAGUUAUGGGCAAUAUCAACGAAAGGCUGAAGGAAAUUCAAACAGGUGAAGCUACAAGUGAUGACUUGUUGCGUAUUUUAUUGGAAUCCAAUUUUAAUGAGAUCCGACAACAUGGAAAUAAGAACUGCAUGAGCCUUGAAGAAGUCAUUGAGGAGUGCAAGCUAUUCUAUUUGGCUGGACAAGAGACAACCUCAGGAUUGCUCGCCUGGACAUUAAUUUUAUUGAGUCAACAUUUUGAUUGGCAGGCUCGUGCCAGAGAUGAGGUUCUACAGGUUUUUGACAACAAUGAACCUGAUAUUAGUAAAUUAAAUCACCUCAAAAUUGUAAGUAUAACUUGCAAAAUUAUGCUCCCAUCUUAG
Messenger RNA from Coffea eugenioides, 789 nucleotides. RefSeq names its product cytochrome P450 CYP72A219-like. Gene Ontology annotation, molecular function: heme binding; iron ion binding; oxidoreductase activity, acting on paired donors, with incorporation or reduction of molecular oxygen. The coding region runs from base 1 to 789 and encodes 262 amino acids. NCBI's taxonomy places the organism in Eukaryota, Viridiplantae, Streptophyta, Magnoliopsida, Gentianales, Rubiaceae. The record is from RefSeq and is a predicted model, not a curated record. The transcript is spliced from 3 exons.